AAUAUUUCGCAAACAACUUUCAACCAACAUCAAUAGACUCAUUCCGACAACACUUUGCCGCUUCCAAGUUCGCCACUUAAUCACGGUCCCGCAUCUGAGCACUCCUCGAGCAUUGUCAGACAUGGCACUGGAAGUCGCCGAUCUCGUAGCUCCAGUGACACCGUCCCCCAGCGAUGCGCGGGCUCUGGAGAAGCUUGCCAAAGUAAGAGCUCAGGAGCUCCUCCCUCAGCUCACUCUUGAAGAAAAAGUCCAUCUCCUAGGUGGCCUUGAUUUUGGUCGCACAUCUGGAGUGCCUCGCCUAGGCCUGCCUUGUCUGAAGACUUCGGACGGGCCCAAUGGCAUUAGGGGUGGCAAUGUCGGGCUCGACAUUCUUCUGGGCUUCCCGUUCAACCUCAGCAAUCAGCCUGUCAUUGGCUCAGCAUUGUACCCAUGCACCACCGCGCUAGCAGCAUCAUGGAGCCGCGAGACAGCGGAGGUGAUGGGAGAAGGCAUUGGAAAGGACGGCUGGAGCAAGAACGUCCACCUUGCCUUGGCUCCCACGAUCAACAUGGUGCGAGAUCCUCGCAACGGUCGUGGGUUUGAGUGCCUGUCAGAGGAUCCUCUUCUCACUGCAGAGAUGGCAUCCCGUUGGACAAGUGGCUGCCAAGACAAGUCGGGUGUGCUCGUUACCCUCAAGCACUUUGUGGCCAACGAAUGCGAAACCGCUCGCCAAUCCAGCAAUGUCUUGUGUGAGCCCGCAGCCCUCCGCGAAGUCUGCAUGCGCCCGUUCGAGCUCGUCAUCCGGGACCUCAAGAAGCGAGGCAAGCUCUCACCAGCCUCGAUCAUGAUGGCUUACAAUUCUGUGGAUGGCGAACCAUGCUCAUCGAAUGAAUUCCUGCUGAAGCAAGUCUUACGCAAGGAAUGGAAAUGGGAGGGUGCCACCAUGAGCGACUGGUUCGGAACAUACAAAGGUGUCGAGUCACUGAAUCGCGGCCUUGACCUAGAAAUGCCCGGCGGCCCUGUCCACCGUCGCUUUGACAAUGUCAAGAAGCAGCUCGCUUCCGGUGAUCUCACGGAAGAGACCAUCGACGAGCGUGCCACCAAGAUACUCGAAAUGAUCAGUCUCGCCAAGCUGGUGUGCAAAGGCUCCAAACUCUUCGUUGAAGACGAUUUGACGCAAGACAAGGACGCCCGCUCCCCUGAAGACGUACAACGCGACGCCGAAAUUCGAAAGAUUGGUGCAGAAGGUUGCGUGCUUCUCAAAAACCAGGAGCGACUGCUGCCUAUCGAUCAGAAGCAGGUGAAGAAGAUCGUCCUAAUCGGAGAGCCGGCGAAGUAUCCGCUUAGUGCCGGAGGCGGUUCGGCAAGCAUGCCAGCAUACAAGUAUAUCUCUGCGUUGGAAGCUUUCAAGAAUGCCCUCCCUGACGUUGCCAUCGAGUGGCAUCAGGGCUGCAAGCUCAGCGCACAUCUUGGUGCUCCAUCGACGGAGCAGUUGGGAGGCAAGGCUCUGUCCUUUACUUGGCACAGAUACGAGGUUGCCACCGGUGCCAUCGAGCCAAAAGCUUUCUUCACAAGCAAGCAUGAGAUUCCACAGCUGCAUGGCUUCCUGGGCGGGUACCAGCCAGAUACGGAUUUCGUGGCCAUCCGAGGCAGCUUCGAUAUCACUCCAUCCACCAGCGGCGAUCAUCAAAUCUCGCUCGAAUGCUUUGGCACCUGCAAUGUCACGGUCUCAGAUGCUUCCGGAUCGCUGGCAAAGUGGAAGCAGCAGGGAGAGAUCGAUGUGCCUACCUUCAUGUUCAAUCCCGCCAAGCUGCGCGAGAAGCAUACAUUGUCAAUGACUGCUGGACAGGCCGCCACAGUCACAUUUGAAUACCGCACCCCGGCCUCAGUCUCUGGCCACCUGCCGCUGAAGAAGCAAGCCUUCCGAUUCGGCUUCGCAGAGGCCGUCGACACCGAUGCUGUCAUCCAGGAGGCUGUCAAGGCUGCUGCCGAGGCAGAUGUCGCCAUCGUCUUUACCGGCACUGGUCCUGAGUACGAGUCAGAAGGGAACGACAGGCAGGACAUUGUACUCCCAGCGCGUCAGAAUGACCUUGUGUCGGCUGUCGGCAAGGGAGCUCCAGGACGUACAGUGGUUGUCAAUGCUUCUGGCACAGCGGUCGCCAUGCCCUGGGCAGAUGAAAAAGGCAUCGGCUCGAUCGUCCAAGCCUGGUUCGGCGGAGAAGAGUCUGGCAACGCGAUUGCUGACGUUCUUCUCGGCAAGUGCGAGCCAGGAGGAAGGAUGCCAAUGACGUUCCCAAAGAAGAUUCAGGAUCAUCCGUCUUUCGGCAAUUUCCCCACUUCGGAGCACGUGGACAAGGAGAAGCAUGGACAAGCCCCAGUAGAGUACAAGGAGGGAACCCUCUACGGACACAGAUGGUUCGAGGAGAAGAAGAUCCAACCCCUCUUCUGGUUCGGACAAGGACUGAGCUACACUACCUUUGACACAAAGAUCGCAUCUCAGUCGGGCGAGCUGACAAGUGAAGCAACAUCCGCGGUCACUCUCAAGGUUGCAGUCUCCAACACCGGCUCCCGCAGCGGCAAGCACGUCGUGCAGGUCUACAACGUGGGAACGUCUACACAAGCCGAACCGCGCCGAUUGGUGGCCUUUGCUGACGUUUCGGACGUACCAGCUGGAGAGACAAAGGUAGUGACCCUGGACAUCGACCGUCAAGCCCUAGCUAGAUGGCAAGUCACUGAGGCGCAAUGGAACGCUGCAAGUGGCACACAUAAGUUCGUCGUAGCUCACUCUUCGGACCCCGCCGACGCUCACGUGAUUCCCUUCGAGAUUGAAGUCAAGGAUACCAUCACAUGGCUGUAGACUUGGACACAGUACUUCAACGGAACUCCUCAUCGUGUCAUUGUUAGAUUAAUUACAUUGCCUGUUCGUUUGCUUUCCAUGUGACAUAAGAUUGUAAAGAAAAUGCCAGUCACACAUCUCUAUCCUUUUCCUUCACAGCCCUGC
Molecule: messenger RNA, 2980 nt
Organism: Microstroma glucosiphilum
Lineage: Eukaryota; Fungi; Basidiomycota; Exobasidiomycetes; Microstromatales; Microstromataceae
Product: glycoside hydrolase
Exons: 1
Coding region: 122-2836 (904 amino acids)
Biological process (GO): glucan catabolic process
Molecular function (GO): beta-glucosidase activity
Source: RefSeq, a predicted model, not a curated record